Mycotypha africana is the source of this 1523-nucleotide messenger RNA. RefSeq names its product S-adenosyl-L-methionine-dependent methyltransferase. The record is from RefSeq and is a predicted model, not a curated record. Gene Ontology annotation, molecular function: methyltransferase activity. The transcript is spliced from 6 exons. NCBI's taxonomy places the organism in Eukaryota, Fungi, Mucoromycota, Mucoromycetes, Mucorales, Mycotyphaceae. Bases 228 to 1298 code for a protein of 356 amino acids.
GCAUUGCGGGCCCUGUUGUACAUGUACAUUUUCCAUGCCUUUUUAAAAAGGAAAUUUUUCCUGCUGUCAUUGCUUUUCUUACAGUUGGGUGACAAAUACGGCUUGAACCCCGUAAAGUUGGCGGAAAAAAAGUAUGCUGCUGAUCAGUUUGAUGUUCGCUUUGAAGGCACAAACCUAGUUGAGUUGAUUCUUUCCCUCUUUCCUCUUUUCUUCUUUUACUUUUUAAAAUGAUGGUAAAUACUGUCGUUAAUAAUUCAAUCACCUUGAAUAGUAGCAAGCGAAACAGUGUAUUUACUGAUUUUCUGAAACUAAAAUGGAGAAGUUCGAAAGAACCUAAAAUAAAUCUAAGGCAACGAUUGCCGAAUACAGUGGAUGAUAUAGAAAGGGACUGGGUAAAACACAAUGCUUUGAGGACGGCGUUUGAAGGAGAUUUUAAAGCACCUGUGGGAAGAUUGCUUGAAGCAGGAGGAUUAGAAGUACUAGAUAUAGGUACUGGUGCAGGUUUUUGGACAAAUGAAAUGGCAUCACAGUUCCCUUUAUCACAUUUUACAGGCAUUGACUUGGACAAGAAUGUGCUGCCAACAAGCUUAUUGUCGAGAAAUGUAGUCUAUCAAAGAAUCGACCUGAUAGAACUGCCAUUACCAUACGAAAAUGAUUCAUUUGACUAUAUAUUCAUACGAUCAAUGCUAGAUACGCUUCCGGACUCAAUGUGGGAUAGUAUACUAAAGGAGCUUAUACGGAUAAUGAAAAAGGGCGCAUACAUUGAAUGUGUAGAAGCUUAUGAGAAUCUUUUUGAUGCUGGACCAUCAAUGAGAUUGCUUAACCAACUAAUCCAGCAAAGCCUACAACAUCCUCCACAGUCUCCAACCACUCCUUUAAUAACAAACACAACAAACAAUACCAACGCUAACAAUUGCAUCAGCAGUAGCAGUAACUACAAUACAGAAGAAAGAAAUCCGUGGCCAAAUCGAUUGGCAAAUAUGACUCAGUUGAAAAAUAUGCAUAUAUACCAUACACAUACGCCCAUUGGGAUUCAUGGUCAUACAGUCGGCACGUUACUGCUAGAAUUUUGGGAAAGGACGAUCAAAAGCUUUCAAAGAGAAUGGAUUACGAAUAAACUGAUAACUGAAAAAGACUUAGUGAGCACUAUCAAAUCCAUGCGAAAUGAAGUAGAUGAGUAUAAAACGUAUAUGUCGUGGUAUUCAGUGGUUGCUCAAAAAAAGGGUUACGACGGUCCUAUAUUACGCUUUGAUGACGUUGACGAAUAUGACAGGGUUUAUACAACCAUUAUCGCUUAGUAGCGUCGUACUUUACUACAGAAAAAAAUUUUUUUCAUACACAAUACUAUCAUUAUCAUAUGCACUACUUUUACCCCAUAAUCAUUCGUUCUUCCUGUCAUAUAUACUUGUCUUGACUUUUACCAGAAUUUUUAAGAGAAAGCAUCUUUAAAACGGAAGUUGUGCAUUGCUUUUCAAAUUUAUCUUUCAAAUAAAAUGUUAUACAUAAAUUGCUAUCAGACAAUU